This is a messenger RNA of Fundulus heteroclitus (mummichog), 2171 nucleotides long. Its product is annotated as RNA-binding protein 39. Gene Ontology annotation, biological process: mRNA processing. Lineage: Eukaryota; Metazoa; Chordata; Actinopteri; Cyprinodontiformes; Fundulidae. Gene Ontology annotation, cellular component: nucleus. The record is from RefSeq and is a predicted model, not a curated record. The transcript is spliced from 15 exons. Gene Ontology annotation, molecular function: RNA binding. The coding region runs from base 245 to 1759 and encodes 504 amino acids.
AACCCGGUUAACGGGCUGUAGAACAGCCGGUAACGGUUCCGGUGGCUCAUAUCCGCCCCCUGGGUCCUGUUGGGUCCCGGUUUCCCAAGCAGAAACCAGGCUGUCACCUCCUUCCCUGAGCCGGACUCCCAGCUGGACUCCCAGCUGGACUCCCAGCAGAACCCCGCUCCUUCGGACCAGACUGAAGGAGGUUCUGGUUGUAGUCGCUGCUGGAAAACAAACCUUUACUAAAAACUGAUGCUGCAUGAUGGCCGAUGACCUGGACAUCGAGGCGAUGCUGGAGGCUCCGUACAGGAAGGAGGACAGCAAGAACCAGAGCCCCGAGGGACAGGAGGACCGCAGCAAGAGGAAGAAGCGCAGCCGCAGCAGAGACAGGAAGCGCAGCCGCAGUCGGGAAAAGAAGCGCAGCCGCAGCCGAGAUCGCAAACGCAGCCGGGAGCGGCGCCGGAGUCGCAGCCGGGAGCGCAGACGCAGCCGCAGCCGGGAGCGGGCCGGGCGCUACAAGGACCACCAGAAGCAUCGCAGGCGAUCCAGGAGCAAGAGUCCAAUCAGGAAGGAGAAGAGCCCCGUCAGGCUGCCGCUGGACAACCUGACCCCAGAGGAGCGGGACGCACGCACCGUCUUCUGCAUGCAGCUGGCGGCACGCAUACGCCCGCGGGACCUGGAGGAGUUCUUCUCUGCUGUGGGAAAGGUGCGGGACGUGAGGAUGAUCUCGGACAGGAACUCGCGCAGGUCAAAGGGCAUCGCCUACAUCGAGUUUGUGGAGGCCAGCUCGGUUCCUCUGGCCAUCGGCCUGACGGGGCAAAGGCUGCUGGGAGUUCCCAUCAUCGUGCAGGCCUCCCAGGCAGAGAAGAACCGCGCGGCUGCUGCAGCUGCAGCCAACAACCUUCAGAAGGGAACGUUUGGACCCAUGAGGCUGUACGUGGGCUCUCUGCACUUCAACAUCACCGAGGAGAUGCUGCGAGGGAUCUUUGAACCCUUUGGACGGAUUGAGAACAUCCAGCUGAUGAUGGACAACGAGACGGGCCGCUCCAAAGGCUACGGCUUCAUCACUUUUGCAGACGCAGAGUGUGCGAAGAAGGCGCUGGAGCAGCUGAACGGCUUUGAGCUGGCGGGCCGGCCCAUGAAGGUGGGUCAUGUGACCGAGCGCACCGACGCCUCCGCCGCUUCGUCCUACCUGGACAACGACGAGCUAGAACGGUCAGGGGUGGACCUGGGAACCACCGGGAGGCUGCAGCUGAUGGCCCGGCUGGCUGAAGGUACGGGUCUGCAGAUCCCUCCUGCUGCUCAGCAGGCUCUGCAGAUGAGCGGAGCUAUUGCUAUCGGAGCCCUGGCUGCUGUGUCAGCCGCCAUGAAUCCGCCUCUCAACAUGAAUCCGCCUCUCAACAUGAACACGCCGGCUCUGAAUCUUCCGUCUCAGCCGCUCGCCACUCACUGCUUCCAGCUGUCCAACAUGUUCAACCCCAACAGUGAGAACGCUCCGGGCUGGGAGCUCGACAUCCAGCACGACGUCAUCGAAGAGUGCAACAAACACGGAGGAGUCGUCCACAUCUACGUCGACAAGAACUCACCUGAGGGGAACGUUUAUGUGAAGUGCCCAUCCAUCCCGUCUGCCAUGGCCGCUGUUAACGCUCUGCACGGCAGAUACUUUGGAGGUAAAAUGAUCACGGCGGCGUACGUCCCCCUGCCCACUUACCACAACCUGUUCCCAGAGUCCGUCACUGCCACGCAGCUGCUGGUUCCACCCCCGAGGCGGUGAUCAGCAACACUGCCUUCUGAUUGGCCACUGGGUGUUAGAUCCCGCCCUCUUUUUAAACCCUGAGCUCCCAUUGGACCAGUUAGACUGUCUAACCGCCAGCAGAGGGACUGUUUGUUUUCCUCUGGACAUGAAACUCUGGCUCUCCUGCUAUUGGCUGUUUCACAGGUCACAUGAUCAUGUGACACACCACCAUCUACUUCCUGAUUCCUUUUUCAUGGUUGUGACCUCCAUGUGGCCCCGCCCCCAACUGUGGCCUCCAACUAUUAGCUCUGUGAGCUGUGUGGGGGCGUGGCAACAGGAAGCUGCCGGCUGAUUGGUUGGUCUGAAGCGGUUUAGUAUUUAAGUGUUUUUCUAAAAUCAGUUUGAUUUUGUAAAAUUAUUGAUUAAAAAUUAUUUUCAUGUUGCUCUGAAA